Ictalurus punctatus (channel catfish) is the source of this 2491-nucleotide messenger RNA. RefSeq names its product trace amine associated receptor 1b (gene taar1b). Gene Ontology annotation, cellular component: membrane. The coding region runs from base 686 to 1723 and encodes 345 amino acids. Gene Ontology annotation, biological process: adenylate cyclase-activating adrenergic receptor signaling pathway. Lineage: Eukaryota; Metazoa; Chordata; Actinopteri; Siluriformes; Ictaluridae. Gene Ontology annotation, molecular function: trace-amine receptor activity. The transcript has 2 exons. The record is from RefSeq and is a predicted model, not a curated record.
UGUGAUUCUGUACAUGGAAGAUAUGUAUCUGGGCACGUAUCUAGGUUUCACAGAGAUGUUUGUUCUGUUCAGAAGAUUCAGACUCGGGUGGGGGUUUACGAGGUAUUAAAGGACCAUUGAAUUUUUUUUCUUCUUCAGAAGGUCUUGUGAAUGCUGGACUUCCAGUAAGGACCGUUUUCUCACAAUAGAAUAAACUACACCCAUGGGAGAAGACAUUCCAUGGUUUAUUUCCAGUCUCUAAGAGGAUUAAAAAUGUCCUCUGUGAUGGUUCCCAGAAGAAAUCUAUCCAUUUGCUUACAGUAAAAAAAAAGAAGAAAAAAAAGAGGAAGUGGUGCUGUCCUGCUAAGCGAGAUUCUGACUUCAAUAAAUAAAAUGUUGGUGAAAGGAAGUGUCUUUAACUUGUACUUUGAACUUUAUGACGAAGUUUGUAAAUGAUUUUUUUUAUUAUUUAUAACAGGAGGGAGCAGAAUGAGCUAGCUGAACCACACCAAAACAAGCUUUAGGGUAAGUAAUUAAACGCUGCAUAUGCACGUCUUGCCUGGUUAACAACAUGGAUUUUCCAGCUAAUUCCUCUUUCUUCUCGGCCACAGUUUGGAGCAUAAUGGACUAUGAAACCUUGUCUGAAUUGGAUAAGAAUACAAAAUACCAGCUACAUAUCAUGACUUUGUGAAUACGAAGGAGCAUAAUGGACAAUCUAAACCUGUCUGACUUCAAUCAGAACGCACUUGUGUGCUAUGAAUCCAUCAACGGAUCUUGCUGGAAGAUUUCACGACCUUUGAAUGUCCAGAUUUCCAUGUUUCUUGGCAUGGCGAUUACCAUCCUGACGACUGUGAUGGGAAAUAUAUUGGUUAUAAUUUCAAUAGCUCACUUCAAGCAGCUCCACACACCAACCAACCAUUUAAUCCUGUCUCUGGCCAUGUGUGACUUCUUGCUGGGUGUUUUCGUAAUGCCGUUAAGCUCCAUGCGAUCGGUGUACGGUUGCUGGUACCUCUCAGACUUUAUGUGUAAGAUACACACAGGAAUGGACAUCAUGUUGAGUACGGCUUCCAUUUUUCACCUCAUGUGUGUGUCAGCGGAGCGGUUUUGCGCAGUGUGCAGCCCGUUGACGUAUCGUUCACGUUUUCGUUCUGUCACCGUGCUGUUUCUGGUCUCAGCUAGCUGGUUCGUUUCUGCAGUAUUUGCCUAUGCUUUGGUUUUUGGAGAACUCAACCUCAAAGGCAAUGAAGAUUUUUACGAGUCCCACAUGCGCUGCGUGGGAGGUUGUCAUGUUUUUUUUAGCCAUGGUUCAGCCGUGGUCACCUCCAUGGUCUCGUUUUUCAUCCCUGGCUUAAUUAUGUUCGCCAUCUAUUCCAGGAUUUAUAUCGUCGCUAGAAGCCAAGCGAGAUCCAUCAACAUUUUGGCCAAUCAGCUCAGGAUACACAGUCCGAAACCUGGAGUAUUCAGGUACCGAACAAGGAAGGGUACAUUGACUCUUGCCAUUGUGGUUGGAGUUUUCCUCAUCUGCUGGACUCCAUUUUUCCUCUGCAACAUCAUUGACCCUUUUGUUGAUUACACAAUAUCACCAGUGCUAAUUGAUGCCCUGGUCUGGUUUGGAUAUUUGAACUCCGCACUGAAUCCUUUCAUUUAUGCAUUUUUGUACCCUUGGUUCAGAAAAGCUUUAAGGAUCAUUGUCAGUGGAGAUGUUUUUCACAGGAACAGUUGCAGAUUUCAGCUGUACUCGUGAUUACAACUUGAAGACGUCUGAGAGAAAAACACAUUUUCUGUAGGUGCUUGUCCACUGAUAUGGUCCUGUUGUCUCAAAGCAUUUUAUACCUUUUCAGCACAGAAAAACUGGUUCUGUUCUUCAUUAACUUGCUGGACAGGAACACACGAAGGAGAGGUGUCAGGGCCAGAGGGUGGGGCCUUUAUGUCGGCAUGACGGCAAACAAAAACAAUAUCACCGUGGUCUGUAAAAGAAACACAGAGCCACUGAGUAUGACCUCUGUAUUGCCAAAAAGCCUUUGACCAUCUACAGACUCUGAAUGAAUAAAAGUCUGACACAUGGAGCCUUACACAUAUUUGUUUUUUUUGAAACUUGAACCAUUUUUACACUGUAACAUUGUAGUAUGUUGCUUCUGCAAACAUAUGGUUAAAAUCAAGGCUCCAGACUGGAAAUGCAAAUGGUACAAAAGCGCAACAGAAACUAUAUUCAUCUUGUCGUUACUGAGAUUGCUGUUACUGGUUAGUUAUAUUCUUCUUUCUUUAUUUCUUUUUUGUUAGUCUAUUAGAUUAUUUUAUUAUUUUUGUUUUAACUCCUGAAUGUUUUUAGAUUCAGUGUGUAAUUUCCCAUGCACUUGUACUGCACUAUAAAUAAAGUUGCAUGGCUUCAGUUCAUAAAGAAAAAAACAACGUAAAUGAGCCUUAUUAUAAAUGGUUUCUCAACAUAAAAUCUCAUUAUGUAAAGUCUUCGUUAGACAAAUAACCACGCCUACUUGCAUUCUCUACUAGCUAG